This is a messenger RNA of Periconia digitata, 2032 nucleotides long. Lineage: Eukaryota; Fungi; Ascomycota; Dothideomycetes; Pleosporales; Periconiaceae. The record is from the annotation of a GenBank genome assembly.
UUCAACGCAGACAUGCCGCGACCCAGCCAAGAUGGGUUAGAGUGGGAAGAAAAAACCUUCGGCAUCGAGCCACGAUGGACGCGGGAGCCAGCCAUCAAGGCCAUCGAAAACGUAUGCCGCCAGCGACUUAUCAUCCCCCCUGACGACUCCUGCGAGAUCAGUUUUCACGCGUCUGGUGCAUUCAAUAAGCUCUACACUGUCGAAUCGUCUGAACAAACCCUUAUCAUGCGCGUAUCGCUGCCCGUCUGCCCGCGCGACAAGACGCGUGGUGAGGUAUCUACUUUGCAAUGGGUCUCCAACCACACCCAGGUCCCGGUUCCAAAAGUGAUUAGCUUCGACGAUAGUAGCGAUAAUGAGAUUGGGUUUGAGUGGAGUUUGAUGGAGUUUGUCAGAGGGACGUCUGCGUACACACGAUGGCGAACUUUGUCGAUGGAGCACAAAGUCGCGAUUACGAGACAGCUGGCGGAGUUUCAGGCGGAGUUUUUAGGGUGCAGAUUUGAGGCUGUAGGAACGCUUCAAGAAGGCGGCUCGACACAAGAAUCCGGGAUUUUCCGCCCCGGCCAGCUUGUGUCCCAUGGAUUUUUUAUGGGCGAUCGUCUGCAUUACAACAUCCCACGAGGUCCUUUCUACUCCAGUCACGACUGGAUGAGCGCACAGUUAAACAUUGUUCUACUUGAACAGACGGCAAAGUUGGAGAAAGCGGAAGAUGAAGAUGACCAGGAAGAUGCAGAGGAUUGUCUUUCUACAGUACGGAAGCUUCUUGACCUCCUCCCUACAGUGUUCCCUCCUGGUGGGGGAGAGCCUGCAAGUCUAUAUCAUAACGACCUCCACCUCAACAACAUCUUCAUAGAUGAAAACGGUAAAAUCACUAGUGUUCUUGACUGGGAAUGUGUCUCAGCGGUGCCUCUUUGGCUGGCAAUCACGGCACCCAAGUUUCUUGAAGAAACCCCGCGGGAAGAGGAGCCGCAGCGAGACGAGUACGCUGACGAGUCUGAUGCAGAGCGUGAAGAUCCACACUCCUUAGACAACGAGGGCAAAAAUGACCUUUACUGGAUUCACAGAAUGGAAUAUGACGCCACGCAGCUACAAAAAGUCUACAAAGCCAGAUUAGAGGAACUAACGCCGGAGCUACCCCUCAAGGAAAGUUUUACAAAGGUAGAAUUCUUCCGAGCAGUCGAACAGUGUGAUGGAAUAUGGGUGAAAAAGGCGGGCAGAUGGGCUGAUCGUACGAAACAAGGUGAGGUCCUUCAAUUUGUAGAUGCGUAGCGGCCAAUGCAGUAUGAUUUGUACUGGGACAUGCAUCAAGGGCAUCGAUCUUUCGACUGUUUCUUCUCGCCCUGGCCGAAUGGGUGGGACUUGAUACUUCCAUCGAGAGCAUCCUAGCAUCAUAAGUCAUAAGAUUUAAUAGACGACUAAGGAAACCAAAUGUUCUCGAGUACACUGUCCUACUCUUUUGCAUGCUACAAAACCUCGGUAUUGUUUGGAAUCAACGUUUGGAAUACUAUAAACAUCAUGUGUGAAGCCCUCUCUCUAUACUUAUAAAUUUGUAAGUUUGGUAGAUAACUAUGAGGGUUGAGAGGUAAACAAGUAACAUCGUCUCUCGUCUUUCCUUGAUAGGUACUUGUAUAGACUCGUUGAGAGAGUCACGGGAUGUGAAAGAAACUGCGCCUUUCUGCUGUAGUGGCAUUUAUAUGCUAGAUUUGUUCUGAACCCCCCUUCCAUCCUAGGAGUUGUGUGGGGUUUCAGUGAUCGUGAUGCCUUGUUUUUGGUCCCUGUCUGUCAUCAGUAAAAUGAUUAGUGUGCAUAGUGUAAGCAGCGUACCGAUAUUGAUAUCCCUCUGCGCGGAGUUGAUGAUAGUGCCCUUGUUGAUAAGUUAUGGAGGCGACUAAUAUCACUGAAACAAGCACGGGUAACAAAACCUACAUUGUCAAUAACGACGGCACAGUCAUAAAUUCCUCUCAGGGCGAUAUGAGAAUCGUUUAACAGACUAUUAACUAUGGAUAGAUUAGGUAGAGCUUCGAUCAACAAAGAU